GCGUUGGCGCUGCCGGCCCGGCGCAGAGUCCCGCUGGGAUGGAGCGGGCGGGCGAGGUCCGGCCCCUGCUGCCGCAGCCGGGUCCCGCCGGGCUCUCCUCUGCCGGCGCCGUCUGCAUCCUGCUCAAGUCAGCGCUGGGCGCGGGGCUGCUGAGCUUCCCCUGGGCCUUCGGCAGGGCUGGCGGAGCUGUCCCGGCCCUCCUGGUGGAGCUGGGCUCGCUGGUUUUCCUGGUGAGUGGGCUGGCGGUGCUGGGCUACGCAGCAGCCCUCAGCGCCCAGCCCACCUACCAGGGAGUGGUCCGGGCUGUGUGCGGGGCAGCAGUGGGGAAGCUCUGCGAGGUCUGCUUCCUCCUCAACCUCUUCAUGAUUUCUGUGGCCCUCCUCAGGGUGGUGGGUGACCAGCUGGAGAAAUUGUGUGACUCCCUGUACCCCAAUGGGACGCUAAGUGGGGCCCCCCUGUCACCCCCCUGGUAUGCAGACCAGCGCUUCACCCUCUCAGCUCUCUGUGUCUUUGUCAUCUUCCCGCUCUCUGUCCCCAAGGAGAUCGGCUUCCAGAAGUACUCCAGGUACCACCUGGGAUACCCCCAUGAUGUAGCCACCCCAUGGCAUCCUGUGCCCCAGGCCACCUCCUCCCAGGUCCCUGCAUGGCCAUGGGACCCUCCCCCCCCCCCGGCUGCCAGGGGUCUCUGUGCUGAUGCCCUCCCAUGCCCCAGCAGCAUCCUGGGCACGCUGGCUGCCUGUUACCUCACCCUGGUCAUCAUCCUGAAAUACCACCUGCAGGCAGAGAGCCUGGGCUGGCCGGAGCCCUCCCAGCCCUCCAGGGCAUCCUCCUGGGCCUCCAUUUUUAGCGUCAUCCCCACGAUCUGCUUUGGCUUCCAGGUAGGUCACCCUGGCACCACUGUCCCUUGCUGCUGGGGCAGUGCUGGCAGCAUCCUGGACCAUAGGGACACUAUUCCUUGCAGGGGGGUUGCAGGGAAGGGGACCCAUUCUAUGUCCAGUGGUGGCUGCAGGGCAGGACAGAAGCCCCUGGGGAUGGGUGAGAGUGGAACAGGGCACCCCUGGGUGUGGGAGGGAAGAAACUGGGUAUGGGGGUUGUCCCUGCAUGGGGCCCCAGCAGCACCCCUCCUUGUUUUGCAGUGCCACGAGGCCUGUGUGGCCAUCUACAGCAGCAUGCGCAACCAGAGUUUCUUACACUGGAUCGCUGUCUCUGUGGUCUCCAUGCUCAUCUGUCUGCUCAUUUACUCCCUCACGGGGCUCUAUGGCUACCUGACCUUUGGCGAGGCUGUGGCACCUGACGUCCUAAUGUCCUACCCAGGGAACGACCCAGUUGUCAUUGUUGCCCGCCUGCUCUUUGGUGUCUCCAUCAUUACCAUCUACCCCAUCGUGGUGCUGCUGGGCAGGUCAGUGGUGAGGGAUGUGUGGGUGACCCCCAAGCACAGAGCCAUGGUAGUGCCCGAGGCGCAGGAGCAGCGGAACCGGGUGGCACUGACAGUCACCUGGAUGGCCACCACGCUCACCAUUGCCCUCUUUGUCCCAGACAUCGGCAAGGUCAUUGAGCUCAUUGGGGGCAUCAGCGCCUUCUUCAUCUUCAUCUUCCCAGGGCUGUGCCUGGUGUGCAUGACUGGGACCCGCACCCUCGGGCCACGCAAAAAGGCAGCUCUCAUCACCUGGGGGGUCCUCUCCGUGCUCGGUGGUGCCUUCGUCUGCGGGCAGAGCGCUGCCCUGGCAGUGCUGGGGCUGCUGCGCUGAGGGGCCAUGGACCCGCUUCAUCGUGCACCCCCACAUGACGCCCCCACCAUACCCUCGGCACAGCUACACCUCUGGAUCUCAUCACGAUUUUAUUUGGCAUGACCAUCCCCAUUAUAUAGAGGCUAAUAAAGACAGGAGAGGGAA
This is a messenger RNA of Pezoporus flaviventris, 1892 nucleotides long. It is a transcript of the gene SLC38A8, whose product is annotated as solute carrier family 38 member 8. Bases 39 to 1748 code for a protein of 569 amino acids. Gene Ontology annotation, molecular function: amino acid transmembrane transporter activity. Gene Ontology annotation, biological process: amino acid transmembrane transport. The record is from RefSeq and is a predicted model, not a curated record. The transcript is spliced from 8 exons. Lineage: Eukaryota; Metazoa; Chordata; Aves; Psittaciformes; Psittacidae.